AAGAUAUUGAAGAUCUCUCGGAGGAUCUCGUAUUCCGCAACUUCACCUUCAGAGCCACCGAGGAAGCCAUGGCGGACAGUCCGCUGGACGACGAAUGGAUAAGUGCGUGGACGGAGUUCAUUUUUUAUAUGCUGCUGACCUCGACGCGACUGUGUAGAAAUAAAGCGGCCAGCACAAGGCCACGACACGCUAUCAUGGACAGCGUCAAUUUCGAGGACUCGAGUGUCGACUGUCGACGGUCUACGCUUCAGCAAAAACCUCGAUACGGGCAUGAUUGAAAAUCUGGGAAGUCUGCUCACCGCGGUCCAAAGCAUGAAGCUCAAGCAGUUCCCAGCCGAUCGCAUAGAAGAGAUCCGGACAGUUGGUGUAGGAGAAACGUUUUCUGUCUGUGAGAGCAAAUUCGAUGGCAAUGUCAUUGCCGUCAAGCGUAUCCGAUUUCACGAAGACAUGGCCAACGCCAACCGGACCGCAUUUCAGCGACGCCUGCAAGCAGUACUGCGAGAAAUCAACAUCAUGCACCAUCCGCCUCUUGCCCAUCACCCGAAUAUUGUUAGCCUGCUGGGAUACGGCUGGGUAUUUGAGGAACAGCGACUCUUGCCUUUCAUAACGGUGGAGCUUGCUCGGGGAGGCUCCCUGCGGAACCACUUGAAAGAGGCAGAAAGGAGUUUCAAAGCGAAGCAGAUUGUUGCUGGAGAUAUUGCAGCUGGGCUGAUGGCCCUUCACAAGUCUGGCAUAGUUCACGGGGACCUCAAGAUCGACAACGUCUUGGUUGUUCCCUCUCUUGACCGUCCAUCCGGGGCAGUUGCCAAGGUGUCGGAUUUUGGCCAUUCCAUCAUUCUCAGCCCAGAGUCCGAAGCGACGGCUCAUUAUUUUGGUACGGAGCUGUAGAUAUAACGCGCCUGAAGUACGCCAUCAACGAAGCCAGCCCAUCCCAGUUGAGCAGCUCCACAAGUGUGAUAUCUGGGCAUUUGGGCUAUGUGUAUGGGAAAUACUAGCGGAUGGCCAAAUAUAUUUUCAAAAGUCGUGGAGGGAGAAUCCGGCCUACUGUCAACCAUCAUUGUCCCCUACUUCAUCCACGAAUUCUGGCA
This is a messenger RNA of Aspergillus versicolor CBS 583.65, 1088 nucleotides long. RefSeq lists its product as uncharacterized. Gene Ontology annotation, cellular component: autophagosome; cytoplasm. Bases 271 to 888 code for a protein of 205 amino acids. The record is from RefSeq and is a predicted model, not a curated record. Lineage: Eukaryota; Fungi; Ascomycota; Eurotiomycetes; Eurotiales; Aspergillaceae. The transcript is spliced from 2 exons. Gene Ontology annotation, molecular function: protein serine/threonine kinase activity; ATP binding. Gene Ontology annotation, biological process: autophagy; autophagosome organization; peptidyl-serine phosphorylation.